AUGUUUUCCACCGGUAUCGUUUUUGCAGUUUUGGUAGUGCUAGUGGCAUAUGCAGAAAGUGUUAGAUUUGUCAGGAGACAAAACUUGGAUGAAGCUCUUCAGGUUUCCACGUCAAGCGGCAUCGUCCAAGGACGCACAAACAGGACGUUCUCAGGUAGACCGUUCUGGUCGUUCAGGGGUAUUCCUUACGGCAGGCCACCAGUGGGGACCUUCAGGUUUCGGGCACCUAAACCUGCAGAACCUUGGCAAGGAGUUUUGGAUGCGACGGAAGAAAGUCCAGCCUGCGUACAAAUUUUCGUGAGGUCGCGUGGUGUGUUUACCUCAGGAACUGAAGACUGUCUGAUCGUGAAUGUUUUUACUCCUACGGAUCCACUGUAUCAGAGGGAUCCUUUGCCGGUGUUAGUUUGGUUCUACGGUGGUGCUUUUGUAGAAGGCAAUUCUUCUGUAACAGCGUUUGGUCCAGAGUUUUUGUUAGAUGAAGACAUUGUAGUAGUUACUUUGAACUACAGAAUAGGCUUCUUUGGGUUUAUGAGCACUGAAGAUUCGGCCAGCCCAGGCAACUACGGCCUCAAAGACCAAGUUCUGGCCUUGCGUUGGGUCCAGAGGAACAUAAGGAACUUCGGCGGCGACCCCAGCCGCGUGACGAUCUCUGGGCAAAGCGCGGGUGCUGCUUCUGUGCUCUACCACGUGGCUUCCCCGAAGAGCAAGGGGUUGUUCCACAGAGCAAUAGCCAACAGCGGGACCUCUCUAUCCGCUUUUGCAUGGAAGAGGAAUGCCAAAGAGGUCGCUUUCCAAGUGGGGGAGGGCUUGGGGAUCAACACGAAGAAUUCCAAGGAGCUGGUUUCGAAGCUCAGGAUGGUGGACUUGAAGAGUUUGAUGGGUGUAUGCGAGACUCUGGUGACGCUGAAUCUUCUCACUUUAAUGUUGGAAGGAUUUGCUUUUGGUCCGGUCAUCGAACACGACCACAAAAACGCUUUUAUUUCCGAAAGCACCUACUCCCUGCUAGAAAGAGGGGACUUUAACAGAGUACCCAUUAUAAUUGGUACAACCACUGACGAAUCAGCGGUUUUUGAAAAUCUUAUCAACGGUGUGAAAUAUCUGAUCGUAUUAUUCGACUUGAGCCCUGGGUCUCUGCCAAACCCCUCGAUGAAGAUCACAACUUCCGAGGAAAGAAGAAAAGUUGGCACCGAAAUAAUUAGGCACUAUUUUAAGAGGCGAUCAGCAUUUGAAGCGUCAGUCGAGGAGAUAGAGGAUUUUAUGAGUGACGAACAAUUUGUAAGGCCUGCCAGGAAAACGGCGCAACUGGCUUACAGGCAUACCCCUGUGUAUUCUUACGUGUUUUCCUACCGGAGCAAAUAUGGCGUCCGCGGGUUUAACGAUGAACUUAGAGGCAGAGGAUCGUCAAGGGGCGUUGUUCACACCGAAGAUUUGACUUACAUAUGGAAACGCAUAGAGAGAUCAUUCCCACGGAAUCAAGAGGAUAGACUUAUGGUCUCGAGAAUGGUGAAACUUUGGGCUAAUUUUGCUCGGACUGGGAAUCCUACACCUCGGACUGACCCGUUACUUCAAAAUAUAACAUGGCCUUCCGUGAAUUCGCGAAAAGAUAUGAAAUACUUGGACAUCGACUCUACUCUGACCAUAAAAUCAAAUUAUAGGGAGGAACAUAUGAAAUUCUGGGACUACAUAUACGAAAAACACGGUGGAAAAUCUUAUAUCACUUAUUAAAUGUAGAGCAAUCACAAAGUUCGAGAGGACAAUCGAAGAGUAAAUAAAUCGAGGUACGAUUGAUAGAAAUAUCUUAAAAUACCUACUGACUUACCGCAAUAAUAAGAAGAAACAUUUUUGGAACCGCU
Messenger RNA from Anoplophora glabripennis (Asian longhorned beetle), 1853 nucleotides. RefSeq names its product esterase FE4-like. Bases 1 to 1725 code for a protein of 574 amino acids. The record is from RefSeq and is a predicted model, not a curated record. NCBI's taxonomy places the organism in Eukaryota, Metazoa, Arthropoda, Insecta, Coleoptera, Cerambycidae. The transcript is spliced from 10 exons.